UCCCCAUUCUGGCUAAUGCUUGCCUGGCAAACAAAAUCAUUGACGACGAUUGACCUCCCAUCACCCAUCCUAGCACUCACAAUGAAUCCGGCACAGUACGAUCAGGACACAAAAAUACAUGAUCUUCGCCGCGAGACGAACCCGGUAUCGAAGGCGGGCCCACUGUCGUGGUACACCUUCUGGUGGUUGAAGGAUCUGUUUCGGACGGGGCUGAAGCGCCCGAUCGACGAGACCGACAUCUAUGAAACGCUUUCAAGCCACCAGAGCGCUCAACUGUCGUACCAGUUUGAAAGGCACUGGAAAGCGGAACAGAAAGGCAACGAUCGGCCCAGCUUUCUGCGGGUGAUAUGUCGAAUCUAUUGGCGAUCGAUACUCGGUUACGGAUCGAUAUAUACCAUCGUUGACUUGCUGGCAAGAAUCCUGCAACCGCAAUGUCUUGGUGGGUUGGUGUCCUAUUUCGCUCCCGGACAGCAGGAUAUUGGCAAGGAAGAGGCGUAUUACUAUGCUAUCGGAAUCAUACUCUGCUCGCUGGUACCGGUAGCCGUCUUUCAUCACUUUAUCCUGUACAUAUUUCAAAUCGGCAUGAAGAUUCGUGUCGCAUGCUGUUCGCUGCUCUACAAAAAGGCACUUCGCAUCACGAAAGCAGCCGGAACGGACGGUAUGACCGGGCAGGUCAUCAAUUUGAUGUCUAACGAUGUGGCCAAAUUUGACACAGCGACCGGCUUUGUGCACGACAUCUGGAAAGGAUUAAUUGAGUUGCUGGUGCUGGGAUUCUUCAUUUACCGACAGAUUGGCAUAUCGGGACUGUUCGGCAUUGCCUUUUUGCUCAGCUUCAUUCCUUUACAAGCGUGGCUCGGAAAACGGGCGGCACUUUUCCGUCUUAAAACGGCCAACCGAUCCGACCGCCGGAUACAGUUCAUGAACGAAAUCAUACAAGGCAUUCAAGUGAUAAAGAUGUACGCCUGGGAGGAGAGCUUCAGCCAGAUGGUGGACCGCAUCCGGCGGAAGGAGGUGAACGGGAUACGGGGAACCCUAUUUAUACGCGCCGGACUGCUAUCGUUCAAUCUCGUUUCACGUGUGGCCAUCUUUCUCAGCUUAGUCGCGUACGUCCUGUACGGAAACGUGUUCACCGCCAAGCGGGUGUUCAUCGUGACCUCCUACUUUAACUGGCUGUACAGCUCGAUGCUCCACUUCUGGCCGCUGGCACUGACAUCCGUUCACGAGGGACUGGUGUCGAUAAGACGGAUACAGGACUUUCUGUUGCUGGACGAGCGAAAGUACAGACCGGCGCGGACCGACCACCCGGCGACGAUGCACGAGACUGCGUUGGACGAGAGUGCCUGCGAGUUGCUGGCAGAGGCAAGGAAUGGCAAUGGAGUGGACAGCACAGCAAAUGCAGCACCGGAAGGAAAAGCCCGGAGCACGGUUAAGAGAGCGCCGUCUCACAGCAGGCGAUUCAUUAACAGAAAAGCGGUAACGCGGCAUGGAAUUUUUAUGCGCAACGGUACCGCUCUCUGGGAGAAGGACUUGCCAGCAUCCAGCGGUGAAGUUAAUGUACGAGCUAGCGGAAUCAAACGCGUAACACUAACCGUAGACAAGACGAACCCGUGCGUAAUCGUCGGUUCGGUUGGAAGCGGUAAAUCGACCAUGCUGCAGGUUAUCCUCGGCGAGCUCGAGCUGGACGAGGGCCGGUUGGAAAUCAAUGGCAAUAUUAGCUACGCUCCACAGGAACCCUGGCUGUUUGAGGGAACGGUCAAGAACAAUAUCGUCUUCACCGAGGAUUACCAGGAGAAGCGGUACCGGGAGGUGGUGUCCGUCUGUGCGCUGGAUCGAGACUUUCAGCUGCUUCCCAGCGGAGAUCAAACGAUCGUGGGUGAGCGGGGCAUCAGCUUGAGCGGAGGGCAGCGGGCUAGGAUCAGCCUGGCGAGAGCCAUUUAUCGGCGGGCUGACAUUUACCUGCUGGACGACCCACUGUCCGCAGUGGAUGCCCACGUAGGCAAACACAUCUUUGAGGAGUGCAUCGUGAAGUACUUAAAGGAAAAAGUUUGCGUGCUAGUAACGCACCAGCUUCAAUACUUAAAGGACAUGGAGCAUGUCGUGCUAAUGAACAUGGGCAACGUGGAACAGCAGGGACCAUUCCGCACGCUGGCAGAAUCGGGGCACUUUACCUCGCUGAACGCUGAACAACCGCACCACGCACCCGAUGGCCGGGACCGGGUGCAACAAAACAACGCACCAGCGCCGUCUGAUGGCGCGUCGAAUGCGCUGUCCUCGACGGUGGGACAGAACCCAGACAAGAGCUCGGACGGACAACAGCAACGAAAAGUCGAUAGUGUUGCGAACAAUGGGAUUGAAUAUGAUACGGCCAUCAGCAGCAUUGAUAGCAAUAGUAAAACCGAGUCGCAUAGAAUGACGGAACGAAGGUUUUCCAUCCAUCCAACCCCGGCACAACAUCAACCGGCGCAUCAACAGCACCAGUCCAUCUACCAACCGUCACCAUUCUCAUCUAGCAGCAUGGUUUUUGAUGGGUACGAUGACCGCGACGAACGUGGCCGUGGUACGAAAAAACGAUCUAACCCAUCUUCGCAAGAGGACGGCCCGUCGAAAGACGAUUCAAAUCACCUCCAUAAAGAAUCACAACUAACCGGACGUAUCGGGUGGCGCGUUUACAAGAGCUUUUUCGUAGCCGUGCAAAGCAAUCUGCUGCUGGUGCUGGCCAUCGUUCUGUUCCUGUUGGCGCAGGCCAGCAUGAGCGGUAUCGAUUACUACAUCUCCCAGUGGGUAAACUGGGAAGAGUACUCAAGCGCUCUUGAGCGGUUGAAAAGCAAUCGAACCGAGAUGGGAGCGAACGCCCAUAACAGCAGCGACUACGGCACCUUACUUCCUAUCCCUCCGAAACUACAAGGAAGUAUCUUCACACGUCUGUCCCGCCACCAGUAUAUACUGAUGUACGCGAUAGCGAUGCUGUUUAUGUUUGUACUCUCCUUGAGCAGAUCGUUCCUGUUUUUCUACAUCUGUCUGCGGGCCACAAUACGUUUGCACGAUCGCCUUUUCCGUGGCAUUACCCGUGCCACAAUGUAUUUCUUCAACACAAACCCAUCGGGACGGAUCUUGAACCGAUUUUCACGCGAUAUUGGAUGCAUCGAUACCUUUCUUCCCUUUGCGAUGAUGGACUGCAUACUGUUCUUUGUGGAGUUUUCCGCGAUCAUCGUGCUGGUUGCGGUGGUAAACUACUGGCUUUUGUUGCCAACCCUAGUGAUGGCCAUUGUGUUCUACUUCUUGCGCCACAUCUACACCAACACUGCCCGCAGCAUCAAGCGAGUGGAGGCAUCGACAAGAAGCCCCAUAUUCUCGCAUGCGAAUGCGUCCUUUCAAGGUCUCAGCACCAUCCGUGCAUUUGGGGUGGAAAAAAUUUUGGCAGACGAGUUUGAUAAACAUCAGGACCUGAACACGUCGGCCUGGUAUCUCUUUCUGGCCACAACGCGCGCCUUCGCCCAGUGGCUGGAGCUGGUGUGUGUGCUGUACAUCGCCGUGGUUACUUUAAGCUUCCUGAUGGUUGAAAACUCGAUGAGCGGCAAUGUGGGGCUGGCUAUUACACAAGUGUUUAACCUGAUCUUCAUGUGCCAGUGGGGUAUGCGACAAACGGCGGAGCUAGAAAAUCAAAUGACAUCCGUCGAGCGUGUCGUCGAGUACGCCGAGGUCGAACCGGAAGCAUCGCUUGUGUCAAUCGGCAAACACAAACCGCCCGCCGACUGGCCCGCACAGGGAUCGAUACGAUUCGAGCACUUUUCGUUGCGUUACGCUCCCCAAUCGAGUUUGGUUCUGCGCGACCUCAAUAUGUCAAUAAACGCGGGCGAAAAGAUAGGAAUUGUCGGCAGAACGGGUGCUGGCAAAUCGUCCAUCAUUCAGGCACUGUUCCGGCUAGCGGUUAACGAGGGAAUAAUACGGAUCGAUGGCGUUGACAUCGGUUCGCUCGGAUUGCACGAUCUGCGCAAACGGAUCUCCAUCAUUCCACAGGAUCCGAUCCUGUUUUCGGGCACGGUGCGGGAAAAUUUGGAUCCUUUCAAGCAGCACGGCGAUGAUACGCUCUGGAACGCACUGGAAUAUGUGGAGCUGAAGGAGGUAGUGCGGGGCAUGGAGGGGACGCUGGAUGCUAAAAUGUCCGACGGUGGUGCCAACUUUAGCAUGGGCCAACGGCAGCUCGUUUGUUUGGCGCGAGCGAUUCUCCGCAACAAUCCUAUUCUCAUACUGGAUGAGGCCACUGCAAACGUCGAUCCCGAGACCGACAACUUAAUACAGAAAACCAUCCGAGACCGGUUCGCACGGUGCACUGUUUUAACAAUCGCCCAUCGUUUACAUACCGUAAUGGACAGCGAUCGGGUGCUAGUGAUGGACGCCGGGAGAGCGGUCGAGUACGCACAUCCUUACGAGCUUCUGCAACGUCCCGACGGUGUUAUGAGACGGCUAGUGAACGAAAUGGAAGAGUCUACCGCGCAACAGCUCACUGGUAUCGCUUAUCAAGCUUACACAAAACACGGCCGCCAGUCUGCCGCUGAACGCUCUGGAGUUUGGCUGCAAUCAUUCGAGUCAGGAUCGAUCGAGUGUGGAUUGGUUUUAGUUUUAAGAAUGGAAACAUCUGAAAAAAUCGAAGAACCGGACAUCAAAUAUCCACGGACAAAAAUACAUCCGUACGCUUCCUCCAACGCAGUUUCACGCUAUUUUUUCUGGUGGCUCCGGGACUUGCUUCGAAUUGGCGUGCGAAGACAAAUCGUACCGAACGACAUUUAUGACACGCUCGAACCACAUAAGAGUGCACUAAUCGGUGCAUCCUUUGAGCGGCAAUGGCAGCGCGAAUCAUCGCGCCACUAUACCCUUCAGCCGGGAUCAGUGGAUGGCGGGCGCAAAACGCAAGCCGGCGACACGAAAAAUGAACCACAGUCGGCAAAGAAAAACAAACGACCGGUGCCACGAUGGCUUCUGUGGACUAUAUUACGCAUGUACGGGGUUGGAGUACUGGUGUUUGGAUUUGUUUACAGCUUCAUCGAAUCAACCUGCAGAAUAGGACAACCAUUCCUUCUCGGCCAACUAAUCCUUUACUUCGAUUCACAACGCACCACUACGAAGGCAAACGACGCAUCGGACAUAUCGCUGGGAGCAGCCUACGGGUAUGCAGUCGGGAUUGUGAUGACUGUGCUAGCCCCGCUAGCUAUCUUCCACUGCUAUCAACUGUAUUUGCUGCAAGUGGGCAUGAAGAUUCGUAUCGGUUGUUGUGCACUGAUCUAUCGGAAGAUACUUAGUUUGAGUAACACUACCGACGGAUUGUCUGGAACGGUAAUCAAUUUGAUGGCAAACGAUGUUAGCCGUUUCGAUUAUGCGGUAAUCUUUUUCCACGAUCUCUGGAAAGGCCCGGUAGAGUUGGUGAUUGUCGCCGUCCUCGUGUACCUUGAGAUAGGUGCCGCCGGGUUGAUUGGGAUCGGAUUUUUACUGCUGUUCAUACCGAUACAAGCCUGGCUGGGGAAGAAAUCGGCUGGAUUCCGAAUGCGGGCUGCAUUGGCGACGGACGAACGUGUACGCUUGACGAAUGAAAUCAUUCACGGCAUUCAGGUCAUUAAGAUGUACGUGUGGGAGCAACCGUUUGAGCGGAUGAUGCGCAAACUACGACGCAAGGAGGUGCAGGCUUUGCGUGGCAGUGCAUUCAUCAAGUCCGCACUAUUUGCACUUCGCAUCGUUCCAAAAGUGUCCAUCUUUCUAACGUUGGUCGCAUACGUGUACUUCGACAAUGCCAUAACCGCCCGGCGGGUGUAUAUGUUAAUUUCGUUCUUCAGCGUAAUCCAUCAUUCGAUGGUCGAGUUUUGGCCACUUGCUGUUACGUCCGCCGCAGAAGGGUGGAUAUCGUUGAAGCGAAUACAGGAGUUUCUACUUCAGCAAAGUGUGCAGAGCUUAGGCCAAAAACAAGGAUCUCGUAAGCUAAGCUUAAACAGCGCCCCGUUUGUCGAGUUCAGUUCAGUGCACAGUAGCUGGCCAAGUUCUAGUUUCUCACUUCAGGAUAUAUCGUUCAAGAUAGACGCCACUAACCACCGUACGGUAGCGAUCGUUGGUUCGAUUGGUGCCGGAAAAUCCACACUGUUGAACCUCAUUAUAGGAGAGCAAACUGCAACUGAAGGGACGAUCACGGUAAACGGCACCAUUAGCUAUUGCUCACAAAAACCUUGGCUAUUCGAGGGAACGAUCAAACAGAACGUUAUCUUCCUGGAUCCGUAUGACGAAACGCGUUAUCGCACAGUACUGAAGGUAUGUGCAUUGGAACACGACAUUGCGGAAUGGCCUCACGGGGAUCAAACAAUGGUUGGCGAACGUGGGUAUAGUUUGAGCGGUGGACAGAAAGCGAGGAUCAAUCUGGCCCGUGCAUUGUAUCGCUCGGCUGACAUUUACCUGUUGGACGACCCACUGUCGGCCGUCGAUGCCCAUGUAGCAAACGUAUUAUUUGAGCAGGCUAUAAGGAAUUUUUUGGACGGAAAGCUUUGCAUACUAGUGACGCAUCAAUUAAAGUACAUCAACCAGGUCGAUCAUAUCCUCAUAGUAGAGAAUGGUAAAAUUCCUGCCCAAGGCAACUAUGGGAAGGAGUUGUCCGAAUACUUCCCAUCGAGCCAUUUCUCAAAGCACGAAAAUCUACCGGAAGAAGAGACCGGAGAACGUGGAACGAAGGAUGAAGCAAGCUUACCAAGCAAGAGCCAGGAGCAGUCAUUAUCGGCAGAGCACAAGGAAAAGGAAGGACAAGAAGAUGGUACAGUUCAGUUUAAAGUAUACUUAGACUUUUUGAAGUCUGUCAAUAGUGUUUCGUUUGUCGCGUUUACGGCAUUGCUGAUGAUAGGAUUUCAAGUGGCUUGCUCUGGAACGGAUUACUUCGUGUUCAUAUGGGUGGAUUGGGAGGAAACGGUGGCGAACACACUUGAAGCGCGAUGGACAACGGACGAUCAUGUUUUGUUCUACGCUGGUGCCAUUAUCAUCACCAUUCUGUUAACCACCAACUCGUUUGCCUUCUUCGAAAUGUGUCUUAAAGCAUCGCUACACUUGCAUGCGGCACUCUACCGCGGAGUGUCUGAGACUUCCAUGCUUUUCUUCCACCAGAAUCCAUCGGGCAGAGUGAUGAAUCGGUUCUCGAAAGAUAUCGGACUGGUCGACACCAGCCUACCCACCGUUAUGAUCGACAGCCUCUACUUUUUUCUCGAACUUGCUGGCAUCAUAGUAAUAGUGGCGUUGGCGAACUACUGGCUCCUGAUUCCGACAGCGAUCAUGGGAGCCGUCUUUUACGUGCUACGAUUUGUAUUCCUCCGAACGGCACGAAAUGUGAAACGCGUCGAAGCCAUCACCCGCAGUCCAGUGUUCACGCAUACGAACGCCACGAUUGAUGGGCUGACCACGAUACGUGCAUUCGGUGCGGAACGUUUUCUGGAGGACACAUUCCACCGGUACCAGGAUCUGAACACUUCAGCUGCGUUUCUGUUCGGUGCCACGACGCGUGGUUUCGCCUUCUGGCUGGACGCGAUUUGCCUGCUCUACAUUGCGUCAGUUGUUCUGAGCUUUCUGGUAAUUGGGAAUGACAUCAUUAGCGGCAACGUCGGGCUGGCCAUAACGCAGGUGCUCAACCUCAUCGGAAUGUGCAACUGGGGCAUACGACAAACGGCCGAGCUGGAAAAUCAAAUGACAUCCGUGGAGCGCGUGCUUGAAUACGCCCAGCUCGUACCCGAAACGGACCUGGUGCCGGGUGUCCAAACAACCGAACGCACCGAAGCGUGGCCCAAAAAUCCCGGCAUAACUUUCCGCGAAGUUUAUCUACGCUACUCACCCAUCUCGGAUCCGGUCCUGAAGGGGUUGAGUUUCGACAUAAAACCCAAGGAGCAUGUUGGAAUCGUUGGACGUACCGGCGCUGGCAAGUCCUCAAUAAUUCAGGCACUCUUUCGCCUAACACCGUUGCACGCCGGCGAUGGUAUCAUCGAGAUUGACGGAAUCAAUAUCGGUUCGGUGCCGCUGCGGCAGUGUCGUGGCCGCAUCUCGAUAAUACCCCAGGAUCCGGUCAUAUUCUCGGGCAGUUUGCGAAGCAAUUUGGAUCCGGACGAGCGGUUGCCGGAUGAGCAGCUGUGGAAAGCGCUCGACCAGGUUGAAUUAAAACCCGCCAUCACCUCACUUGCCGGAGGUCUCAACACGAAGAUGUCGGAAGGAGGCACCAAUUUGAGUGCUGGCCAGCGGCAAUUGAUCUGUUUGGCCAGGGCAGUGUUGAAGGGCAGUAAGAUAUUGAUACUCGACGAAGCCACGGCCAAUGUGGAUCCGAAAACUGACGCACUGAUUCAACGCACGAUAAGGACGCAGUUUCACGAUUGCACCGUGCUGACGAUAGCGCACCGCUUGCACACCAUACUGGACAAUGAUCGGGUGCUGGUUAUAGACGCUGGUCAAAUGGUAGAGUUUGACAGCCCGCAGAAGCUACUCCAAAUCCCAGACGGGUUCUUCCGCAAAUUGGUUGAAGAACAUGGCCAUGAAGGAGCACCGAACCGAAGCACCGGUGCGGAUCAGCAAUUUUAUAACUAAUAGCUUCUGUAUUGGUUUUGAAUACUUUCUAUAGGAAAACUGAUGUAUAUAGGGGUUUUGUUUGAAUGACUUACUUGCUGAACAAGCGAAGUACUACGCAGAUGAUGAUAAACAUGACUGCCAUUGCCACCAGAACACCAAUCAUUGCCGGAUCGAUGUACUUCUCCGGCUCUAUCGGCUUAUUGAUCGGGGCUGGGGAUGUGGGGAAAUGAGAAGAAGGUUUUGCAACACAGUUAAUAAUGAGAACCGUACAUCAUCCUUAUCCUAUCCUACCUCGACACUCGACGCUUCCAUCCGGCUUGAAGAAAGGGUUCAUCUCGAACAGGCAGAUGCACCGUCCAUCACGACAUUCCGUCUGUUCUGUCAUCGCUUCGCACUGUUCACUGAAGAAGCAUGUUUCGUUCACUUGCCGUUCUAAAUAAAUUGGAAAGAAUGUUUAGGAUAA
Messenger RNA from Anopheles stephensi (Asian malaria mosquito), 9031 nucleotides. RefSeq lists its product as uncharacterized. The transcript has 24 exons. Lineage: Eukaryota; Metazoa; Arthropoda; Insecta; Diptera; Culicidae. Gene Ontology annotation, biological process: transmembrane transport. The record is from RefSeq and is a predicted model, not a curated record. Gene Ontology annotation, cellular component: membrane. Gene Ontology annotation, molecular function: ATP hydrolysis activity; ABC-type transporter activity; ATP binding. The coding region runs from base 16 to 8586 and encodes 2856 amino acids.